GGUUGUUUACAGGCACCGAGAGCGGCCUUUCAAUUCCUCCGGUAGCUGUUUAAAGCCAGUAUAGCUCAGUGUUAGGCGAUUACCGACACAGCGGGCUCACGUUAGAACCGCACACAAACUGCUGUUUACGCUCUGCUCCGUCCGCUAAAGCCUCGUGCCACGAAAUUGCCGCAUAAUUAAAGAUGCCGAUGAUACUGCGGUCACGGAGGACCAUCCGCAUGACUCAGGCCCCGGAGAUAGAGUUACCGGAGCCGGACACGGCAAGAAGGUCGACCCUCCUGCAACCGAGACUUACGUACGAGGAGACAGAUGAGUCAGACUCUGAGUCUGUCCACAGCGAAGAGGUGAUGGAGACACUUGAAAGUCCCACCGCAGAGAUGGAGGAGGAGGCUGCUGAUGAGGCACAUCUAACGGAGCUGAAGUAUUGUAGUGUUGUGUUGGACCGUCUCCAGGCUGACGACAAGUCUGUUGGAAAAGAACUUGAGGAGAAAGAAGACAUGAACCGUAAAGGUGAGAAACGUGUCUCCAGAAUCCCUACUUUCCAUAAACGACCCUUCGGCACAAACACGGAGGUUCCUGGUCCCAAAAAAGAUGCUCCCGUCCAUGUUGCUCAACCUUCUGAGAAACCUGGAAGUGUGGAAGCUUCACAGUCCAAACCGCCCGAGGCCAGAGAAACAGCUCUUCCUCUGCCGUCAGUCCGUGUCCCCAAAAUCGGCCUUGAAGCUCCUCCUGUGUUGAGCAGUGCAGAAAAAGCAGCUUCAACAGCUCCAAGUUCCAUACCUACAGCACCCAAGAGCUGGAGUUUGUCUGAGUCAGUUCCUUACCCUCUCAUAACAGCAAGCCCCAGGCCUGCCCUCAGAGCACAGCAAGGCUCAGAGCAAGAGGAGCACGAAAUCUUACAAACUGAAGCUGAUAUAAUACCAGAUGAGCCUGUAAGUCACCUUCCACACGAGGGCUCCCUCAGCCAGAGGCCGCGUGAAGACAAAACAGAGAAGUUUGAUGUUGAAGAUGAAGGCAAGAUUACCCUCCCUGCCUCUGACGAGUCUGCAGAGAAAACAGCUGAGGUCUGUGAAGUGGAUGCUAUUAUGGAUGAAGAACCACCGUGGGAGACAGAACCGAUGACUGCAGCCGCAUUAAAGGACAGUGGAUCUUCCUCAGAUGCUGAAUCUGUGGAUAAGGAUUUGGCAGGUGAAAAACCUGAGAGUCAUGAUUCAGGUGAUGUGAAGAAGCAUCAAGAACCACUGAUAAUCCACUCAGAGGUUCCAAGUCUUGCAGAGAAAAGAGCAGAUACUGAUGAAUCCAGUUCUCCUGGAGCAUCAGACAAGCCUGCUGAAGCGACAUCAAGCAAGUCGACUAAGAGGUCAGAAUGUUCCAGUUUUGCCCUCUUCUGCCUCCUGCCCACCACCUUGCUGCUUCUUGGAGGAUUUGGUCAGCACGUUUGGCACUAUGGGCUUCCCAUGUCUAUGGCUCAGCUCAUGGCUCAGCUGGAGCUGAACUGGCUGGAGGGCUUUGGUUUAAUUCCAGAGCCAUGUAGCACUGACUGUCGAGUGCAGCUGGUGGAAAGCAUUCCUGCCGGCCUCUAUGAGUCCUCUCCUUUAUCAGGAUGGAGCAUCGCAAACAGCUGGCUGCAUCUGCUGAACGAGGCCAACAGCUCAGUCCACAUCGCUGCUUUCUACUUCACACUGCGGGACAGCGAUCUGCAGUUGGAUGAAUCCUCCGACUCUGAGGGAAGAAAAGUCUUUGAAAAACUUAAGGAACUUGAAUCCAAAGGUAUAAAUCUCCAGAUUGCUGUCAACGCCCCCCAGACCUCUACGCAAGACACUGCAGAACUGGCUGCAACAGGUGCUGAGGUCAGAGAGGUGGACCUGAAGGCUGUAACUGGAGGAAUCAUCCACACCAAGCUGUGGGUGGUCGACCAGAAGCACUUCUACCUGGGUAGUGCCAACAUGGACUGGCGCUCUCUAAGUGAGGUGAAGGAGGUGGGUCUGCUAGUGCAGAACUGCAGCUGCUUGGCUCAGGAUGUCCAUCGGAUCUUUGGUGUUUACUGGAGUGUGGGCGGUUUGAACAACGGUUCUCUACCACCGUACUGGCCUGCUCGACUCACUGCUCUGUCCAGUGCUGAAAAUCCUUUACAUCUGAAGUUCAAUGGAGUCCCUGCUCAGGUCUACCUGUCUAGUGCCCCUCCACAAAUCUCAGCCCGAGGCCGCUCUGAUGAUCUUUCCACGAUCUUAUCCAUCAUCAGUGAUGCCCAGAAGUUCAUUUACAUCUCUGUCAUGGACUACCUUCCUCUGUCUCAGUUCACACAGCCAAUCAGGUUCUGGCCCACCAUUGACUCAAACCUCCGAGCUGCAGCCUGCACCAGAGGAGUUGAGGUCAAACUGAUGGUGAGCUGCUGGAAACACUCACCUGCUGCCAUGUUCACCUUCCUGCAGUCCCUGCUGGUGCUCAGCAGGCCUCCUCUGAAGUGCAACAUUGAAGUGAAAAUCUUCACGGUGCCUUCAACAGCAGAGCAGAUGAAGAUCCCUUUUGCACGAGUCAAUCAUGCCAAGUACAUGGUGACAGACAGAGUGGUCUAUAUAGGAACGUCCAACUGGUCAGAGAACUACUUCACCAACACUGCUGGUGUGGGUUUGGUGGUGAACCAGACGGACUCUGUGGUGGAAAAAGGCCAGCAGACUCUGCAGAGGCAAGCAGAGGAUCUGUUCCUCAGAGACUGGAGGUCCUCAUACUCCAGCUGGCUUUCUGUGGACGAUGUGGACGUCUGUCCUCUCAGCCCACACUGACGGUUUGUGGAUCAUUAAAGUGCUUUGCAUCGCUGAUGGGCUUCUUGCUUUCUCCUGCUACUUGAACUUAUUCUUAUCUAAAUGGGAUCAGCUCACUGUGACUGAUCAGUUUAUUUUAUUGCUGUUCACCGGCUGUCUGCCUUUUUCUGUAUAUAAUUGCAUUUUUGAAUUUGAUUUUGAAACCUGUUAUUUUUAUACUCUUUGAUGUUCUGACUCUUUUCUCACAAACUGAGCUGCAAGGCUUUGUACAAUUUCUUUUAUGCCUGGAGCAUUUUGCAUAUCUGCCCUUAAAGUGUUGGUGCCAAGCUUUAACAGUCUCCUGCAGGAAAUCAAACAUUUCCAAAGAGGUGCAGACACCAGCGCCGUGUUAUAUUGAUAAAGAUAGAUAAAGUUCUUUAUUUCUCCCCACUCCAGGGGAAAUUUACAUUGU
Molecule: messenger RNA, 3213 nt
Organism: Amphiprion ocellaris (clown anemonefish)
Lineage: Eukaryota; Metazoa; Chordata; Actinopteri; Pomacentridae
Gene: pld7
Product: phospholipase D family, member 7
Exons: 12
Coding region: 183-2783 (866 amino acids)
Molecular function (GO): catalytic activity
Source: RefSeq, a predicted model, not a curated record